Molecule: messenger RNA, 1341 nt
Organism: Symbiodinium sp. CCMP2592
Lineage: Eukaryota; Dinophyceae; Suessiales; Symbiodiniaceae
Source: the annotation of a GenBank genome assembly
AUGGCACGGAAGUGCGCAAUUGCAAAGCUCGCGUUGGCUGUGUUUGGUGGCUUGGCGACAACAUUCCAGGCGCAGAUGCCGUGCUUUCAGCUUUCCGGUCGGCCGCUCCCGCUCGCCACAAGUAAGGUGCCACAACCUCCUGGGAAACGAGAUCUGCCUCUUGCCACCAGGAAGGUCACGUUGUCUGGAGGAACUGCGUGUUUCGAGAGACCACCAGCGAAGCUGCCAGCACGGAGUCUGCCCGGAUGGCUCCCAUGGCUUGCCCGAGGGCAUCAGCACGUCUCCAUUUGGAAGAAGCUGUGGCCCUUUGUUGUCUCAGUCUCUGGCGUGGUUCUCUCUGUAGAAGCCACAUUGCGUGGCAGGCGUGAUGCUGAGAGAGCCCAGCAGGAAUCUCAAGAGGGCAGAACCCAAGCUGCGGCGGACCGCAUGAUGGUGCCCUUUCCCCCACAAACAAAGAAAGCCGAAGUGGUCGAGCGCGACAUCACGAAGACCAUCGAAGAGCGGAUCCUGGGCUGGCAUGAGCAUGCAACCAUCAUUGCGGGGCGCUUCGGCGCGGGCAAAUCCGUGGCUGUCGAAGAGGCCCUGCGCGACAUGCAGGGCGUCUACGUCCACCAAGUCCGUGGCAACGACUGGGAGGAGAAACUCUACAAGCGCUUGGGCCUGGAUGGGCCGGACAUGCUCGAGGAGGUUCAUCGUCGAGUGGGUGACAAGCUGAAGAGGCCGCCCAUCCUGCUGCUUGACAUCCCACGAACCACGAAGCAAGGCAUGGAAACGAUUUCCAGCUUCGCCAAGGAGCUGUCGUCGGACAGGAAGCUGGCCCACGUGAUCGUGUGCGCCUCCUCGGCCGCGAUGGCCAUCUCCUUCGACGCAGGUGGCAGCGCGCGCCAAAAAGACAUCUGGGUGGGCGACUUGACUGAGAAGGAGGCGAAAGAGCUGCUGACACUCCGCGGGCACCAGAAUGAUUGGAAGCAAUUCGUGGAUGCAUGUGGCUUCAACGCUUUGGACUUGGUCGACGCCUGCGACAUCUCGGUGGAGGCCAAGAAGGCGGAGAUGGAGCAGAAGGCCCGCAAAGAGGUGCUGCGCUUCAAGGACCAGUGCAAGAUCGCAGGAGACACAGGAAAGGAAAUCCUAAACAAGCUGCUGGAAAACAGGCAGGCCGGCGAAGGUGCAGAAGAGCUCUGCACCGAUGCAUCUCCGAAGGAUGUGGCGAUGUGGAUCCGCGAGAAGGGUUAUCACGCCGUGAUCUGGCACACAGUGAAGCGGGAGUACCAAUUCGCAUCGGAGCUGCACGCGAAUGCAGCAAUCGAGAUUUUGAAGAGCACCUCCCAGUCGACGCCAUAA